Molecule: messenger RNA, 821 nt
Organism: Ipomoea nil (Japanese morning glory)
Lineage: Eukaryota; Viridiplantae; Streptophyta; Magnoliopsida; Solanales; Convolvulaceae
Product: oleosin 1-like
Exons: 2
Coding region: 79-510 (143 amino acids)
Biological process (GO): sexual reproduction; lipid storage
Cellular component (GO): extracellular region; membrane; monolayer-surrounded lipid storage body
Source: RefSeq, a predicted model, not a curated record
UUCCUCGAUCUCUAUCUUCUCUCUUAAGCCACCACUGCCUUUCAUUCCCUACUGAAAUUCUCUUCGAUCUUUCCAAAAAUGCCUAUGCAGCAUUAUUAUCAGCCGCGCCACGAGCAGCAGCUCUCCUACCAGGUCGCCAAGACGGCCACCGCCGUCACCAUGGGCGGCUCCCUCAUGCUGCUCUCCGGCCUCACUCUCACCGCCACCAUUAUCGGCCUCGUGGUUGCCACGCCCUUGCUUGUUAUCUUCAGCCCCGUGCUCGUCCCCGCAGCGCUCACCACCUUCUUCAUCCUUGCCGGGUUCUUGGCUUCCGGCAGCUUCGGCGCCACCGCCACCUUCGUCUUCUACUGGAUGUACAGGUACGCAACAGGGAAGCAUCCAAUCGGGGCGGACAAGAUCGAUUAUGCAAGGGAGAAGCUGAGUAAUGCAGCGCAGGAUAUGAAGGAGAAGGCGGAGCAGCUGGCGGCGCAGCCGGGGAAUAAGGGUACCACUCUGCAGGACAGCACUUGAAGGAGGCCUGGUUGGGGAUUAGCAUAUAUGCAGCUAUAUAUAUUGUACUGUUCGAGUUUUUGUGUGUGUGUGUUCCAUCUUUUUUGUUCUUGGCUGAAUUUAAUUUUAAUCUGAACUGCGUGUAGAUUUUGGUAGUAGAGAAGAUCAUCUUCUAUGAAUCUGUUAGUUGGCCGGUUGUUGUGCUUUUAAUAAGUAUUGUUGAAUUGUAGUUGUGGAUCGGAGUUGAUGACUGCCAAUGCGGAAAUGAAUUACCCAUUUGGGUUUGGAAUUGAAGAUGAUCGAGUAAUAAAAACUACAAUAUUGAGCCAUAA